This is a messenger RNA of Penicillium angulare, 3399 nucleotides long. Its product is annotated as DUF1765 domain-containing protein. NCBI's taxonomy places the organism in Eukaryota, Fungi, Ascomycota, Eurotiomycetes, Eurotiales, Aspergillaceae. Bases 1 to 3399 code for a protein of 1132 amino acids. The transcript has 3 exons. The record is from RefSeq and is a predicted model, not a curated record.
AUGUCUUCGCCCUCCCCCGAGGAGACUACGAGUGUCUAUACAAACGAUGAAGGCAGUGAUUCGAUUCAGCGAGCCGCCAGCUUCACAGAUCUCCCAAGUCAGACCGAAACACCCACAGAACCCGAGUCCCCGAGCUUAAGAAGAACCUUCUCUGAUCAUGCCGUCCCUACCUUGUCCGAUUCCCCCAGCAAAGAAAGCGUAGCAGCGGGGAAGGAUAUCCUGCGCCGUACAUCCCUACGAUCGAAGAAAAAAUCUCUAGCUGGAGUCUCCAAUUUUACACUGUCGUCGACGGAGGAUUUGAAGGAUACCGAUCCUCAGCAUGUGCGGACAAAAUUAUCGGAACAUCGAGCUCCAGAACCCGCAGCUCGGCCGUCCAAGAGUCGUUCCAUGUCAGGCAGGAUAGUUAGCCUUGCACGAAAACCAUGGGGCUCUUCUUCACGAUCACCGUCUCCUUCGACGGCGAAAAGAGUAAAACAGAGAAUAGAGGAAGAAUCACCAACUAGGUCCGCAGAGCGAAACAAAGGGUCGGAUUCGGACUCGGCGCAACCUGCGCGCAAGAGGACAAUAUUGUAUAAACGGCCGCGGCGUCCUAUGCUUGCUGUGGUAGCCAAGGGAAAUGAAGAAUCUCCGGGAUCACCCAUCAGCCCUUCUGGCAAUUCGUUACGACAUCGGUCCUCAUUCGAGAAGUUCACAGCAUCUCUAUCUGUAUCGACGCCAGUGCUUCCUCCAAUGCCCAAGGGGGCAGCGGCUACAGCUGCUUCCUACCAAAAUAGUGCACCUGAACAUUCGCGCAAGAAAGACGAACUCUGGGGUGUCUUUCGCGGUCUUGAAGCAGACUAUCAGAAGUUUCAAUCUAAAACUAGCUCUCUGAAAGCCAAUGUCAUCCGUACUUCACUCCUCCCCUUUCUCAGUCGCCAUCAUUUACACGCCUCCUGCAAGAAUCUCAGACCGGAAGAUCUGGACCGACGGAUAAAUAUUCUCAACAAGUGGUGGAUUGGUAUGCUGGAGAUGCUCAACGGCAAGCACAACCAAUCGAUAACGGGCACCGACAGGCCGGUAUUUUUAGAGGCGGUCGUCGGCAUUAUGACUAGGCCGGAGUGGCGCAUGCCAUUUCCCACGGCCCAGCAAAGUAGUGGACUUACGGAUUCUUUGCAAUAUGCGUCCACUUCUGUGUCAGAAACAUCUGAAGGUUCGGGAUCAUCGGGAUCGGAUUUCUUGGUUGAGUCAAUUCACCAUAAUAUUCGAAACAUCUUCGUCCAGAAUCUUCUUUCUCAAAUGGCGUUUGUUGUGGAACGCAUGUCUAUGAGGCAUGCGCCUGCCAGCCUGGUGGCGUUCUGUGGGAAGGCUUGUGCGUAUGCCUUCUUUUUUUGUCCUGGAGUAGCGGAUAUUUUAGUCCGUCUGUGGAACACGUCUCCUGCGAUGUUCCGCCGUGUAUUUGCCGAGUCGGCUGACUCUCGAGCCGGGAACAUGCGUGCAUACACCCAAGAGCUUGCGCUGAGCUUUCCUCCUGCUUUGCGCCCUCUCGCGUUUCACUCCCAUGCGCCUCUCUUACGAUACCUGCGUAGGAAGCCUGAAGCCCCUUUGAACACCACUAAUAUAUCUUGGCAUGGUCCGUGGAUUGCACGAUGGUGCGGCCGUGAUACCGAUUUGUUUUUCGUCUUCGUCAAAUACAUCCAUAUUCUUUAUGCAGAAUAUUUGCCGCCGGAGACUGAGAAAGCCAAGCGAAUUCUGGCUCCUGGUUUGCUUCUCGUCCAUGCACAGAUUCUAGUCACCUUUGAGGACACAAUAUAUAAACAAUCGGCGCACCAAGCGCCUGAGAAUCCUCACAUAGCAGCAGCAAUCACGUUUGAUGACUAUCUGGAAUCACCAGAUGCAUCGGCAUCUCCCCACCAGAUCGGAGGCCCAAGGAAUAGCCAUCGCUCAAUGGCCGAGAAUCGGUUGAUUAUGCUCUUGCGAGACUUUUUGUCUGACUCUUCCGCAGAACCGAAUCGGGCACGUCUGCUCUAUGCUGAGACCUUCUGUAGCCUUCUGAAGACAGUUGCCCAGAAAAUUUCUCUAUUUGACCAUAAUGCGUGUUUCCUGCUGUGCGACUUUACGGAGGAAGUAAUCCCAAUCAUCACACGGUAUGCACAGUCGAUUGAAACGGAGCUUUUUGACUGGGCUUUCUGGCUAGACGUCUGUCGGCAAAUGAACCAAAGUCAUAAUUCGUUGACUGAAGUUCGUGUGUUUGCAUUUAUUUACUGCAUCUGGGGGACAUGGACCGCCACAGAGGAGAGAAAAGCCAAUCUCUGUUUGGACUUCCUACUGCAUGAGCCUGUCUUCUUCUACUAUUUUACUCACUGGAGCCCGAUGGUUCGUGCCUACUUCCACCGCCUCCUCUGUUGGAGAGUAGCAAGGUUCAACCCUGAUCCGUCAUUACUCGACUCCACAAUAUAUGAGACCCUUUCUGAUCGUCUGCUACGAGUUUGGGAGUAUUAUAUUGGAUUCCAAUCAAAGGCAGAAGAAGGGAUUGUUACGCCAUUGUCAUCUGCGCCUUGUACACCUGCUCCGGGACGAAGGAUAAUUAUUAUUCGAUGCGAUAAUCAGCUGUCUCCAGUGAAUCUUUUCGUCUCAUUUGAUCGUGUUAUUCCACCUAUGCCGCCGGACCAGGUCAAGAAUCACCGAAGAUCAAGUUCCUCGGAUUCAACGGGCUCAGAUGGCCAGCCUUCCAAGCGUCGAUGGGGUCUUCUUCGAUCCAUGUUCGGCAGCUCAUCAAGCAGCCGGCCUACAGACGAUCUCAGUGGCAGCGCCUUAGAUGAUCCUGAAACUCAAGUAACUGAUCUGACCAUGUCACCCGACAGUAGGUGUAUGGAUGAUCAUGAGCCGAUUCCAAACAACAGCACAGAUGAUCCUGUACGACCGAAAACCCCGCACCACCCGUUCUUCUUCAAGUUCUCCCUGGAGUGGAUGGAUCGCCCCCAGUGGCCAACAAAGAACAAGCGCCUCUUCACACCUUGCCUGCCCGUUGCGUCUCAAAUCCAUGUGCAGCACAGACGUUCUCCCGCAAAAUCUGGCGAGCUGAAUGACGAUAUCCAGUCAGAGGCUUCAACCACCUCUGAGACCUUACCCGAUGAGCCUUUAACUCAGUCUUCUUCCGAUUCUAAGCCACUCCCAGAAGAACCUACUUCUGAACUACUAUCCAGGACGCAAACUACCAAGGACUCGCCAUUGCCUGAACUACCUUUUCAACCCGCCUACGACCAUCUUGUACCCAGCAAAUACGCUGGCCGUGCCCUUGCAGAAUGGGCGCAUAUAGUCUCAGAAUGCGACAGCUUCUUUGCCCGGCGCCGCGAUGAAGGUGUGCCAACCGAGCGUGCCGUGGAGACCCCGAUGCUGGGAGUUGAAAGCUUCCGCAAAUAA